AAGGGAUUGAUCGCUCAACUCGGCUGCUGUGUUGUUCUCUCAUACUCGACUUGACUUGUGACUUGCUACCCGUGGCGCUGGCUCACAAGGCUGAUCAACACUUGGGAAGCCAAUUUGAUCUUCCAGUACCACCUUCCCGUCCCGGUGACGUCGAUCUAGAAACACCUGUGAAACCUUGUGACUGAUCCGAUCCUGUCACCUUCUUGAUUCAUAUACAAUGAAGCGUCUCAAUUCCAACAAAGACGAUAACGUCCCCAUCUACAUCUACAUCCUGCUGGUGGUGAUUCUAUCCCUCAGCUUCCUGGGUACCUAUUUGGACUCGAGCAAACGUGUCAAGUCUGCCGCACGGUCCUAAUCAGUACUAUCACUACUACUAUAUUGUCGUUAUCAACAUAGCCUCGAAAUCAACUAAAAUGGCUGGAACAUGCUCCAUGCUCUGCUUGAUUCUGAUUACCUUGUUCAUACCUCCUCUCGGUGUGUUUAUGAUCUCGGGUUGCAGUGUUGAUCUGCUUAUCAAUAUACUCUUGACGAUUCUCGGGUACUUACCCGGUCAUAUCCACGCAUUCUACCUCGAAUACGUAUACUACGCCAAUCGCAACGCAGGGACAGGCGAAGCACCACGUCGCGCGCCGGGAGUCUAUUCCGAACGGAUUCAGCGCGGGGGGAAUCACCACACGACGUAUGGCACGAUCCCUUGAUGAUGGAUGCUGAAUGAAUCAAGCUACAUGUGGACAUGGCUGUUUCUUUUCCCUUUACAUUUAACUGUUCCGGGUAUUACAUUGUUAUGUUACGAAACCCUAAAAUGAACGGCCAAAGUCGAUAGCAUCAUUAACUGGAGUUGAG
This is a messenger RNA of Aspergillus costaricaensis CBS 115574, 843 nucleotides long. RefSeq names its product YqaE/Pmp3 family membrane protein. Gene Ontology annotation, cellular component: membrane. Lineage: Eukaryota; Fungi; Ascomycota; Eurotiomycetes; Eurotiales; Aspergillaceae. Bases 414 to 698 code for a protein of 94 amino acids. The record is from RefSeq and is a predicted model, not a curated record. The transcript is spliced from 3 exons.